Messenger RNA from Sphenostylis stenocarpa, 639 nucleotides. The record is from the annotation of a GenBank genome assembly. NCBI's taxonomy places the organism in Eukaryota, Viridiplantae, Streptophyta, Magnoliopsida, Fabales, Fabaceae.
AUGCUUUAUAUCAGAGGAAAUCAAGCCUAUAAAAAGGGGGAUCUGUCUACGGCUGAGAAUUGUUACAAAGAAGGAUUGAGUUGUGUAUCUAAAGUAGAAGCAUCUCGGAGCUGUCUCAGGGCUUUCCUGCUAUGUUAUAGCAACCUUGCUGCCACACACAUGUCUCUUGGUAGGAUGAGAGAUGCACUGGAGGAUUGUAAGAUGGCUGCGGAAAUAGAUCAAAAUUUCCUCAAGGUGCAACUUAGAGCUGCAAAUUGUUACCUUGCUCUGGGGGAAGUUGAAGGUGCAUCACAGAAAUUUAAAAGAUGUUUGCAAUCGGGAACUGAUGUUUGUGUUGAUCGAAAAAUUGUGGUGGAAGCCUCUGAUGGCUUACAAAAGGCACAGAAGCCUGUUAGAGCAAGCUGGUUUCACAUAGAAUUUAUCAGUACCCUUCUACAUGAAAUCUUUCAAGGGUUUAAAGAACAUGCCUGCAGUGUGGAGAUUAUACUUGACCUGCUCGGACAGUGCGAAGAACCCAAAGUUGGAGAUUUUGAGGUUGUCAUUGCCAUCAAGGAGGAGUUUCUGCAACUUGAGAUUUUCUUUGUGCAACUCUGCCCCCCUGUGGUAGAGCCGAAAAUGGAGACCAACUGCUGGAAGUAA